Molecule: messenger RNA, 264 nt
Organism: Pediculus humanus corporis (human body louse)
Lineage: Eukaryota; Metazoa; Arthropoda; Insecta; Psocodea; Pediculidae
Exons: 3
Coding region: 1-264 (87 amino acids)
Biological process (GO): synapse organization
Cellular component (GO): neuron projection membrane
Source: RefSeq, a predicted model, not a curated record
AUGAAAGUAUCAUGGAUUAGAAAAAGAGAUUUACAUAUACUCACAGCUGGAAUAUUAACGUAUACAAGCGACCAAAGAUUCCAGGUCAGCAGACCGGAUAAAUCGGAAAACUGGACGUUACAAAUAAAAUUUCCACAAUUAAGAGAUGCUGGAAUUUACGAAUGUCAAGUUAAUACGGAACCCAAAAUGAGUUUAGCAUUUAGAUUAAACGUUAUAGUUAACGUUCGCGUAAAUUCUAAUAAUGUUGACAUGUUGAAAAAGUAA